This is a messenger RNA of Aaosphaeria arxii CBS 175.79, 1228 nucleotides long. Its product is annotated as cell division control protein-like protein. Gene Ontology annotation, cellular component: mitotic spindle pole body. Gene Ontology annotation, biological process: activation of GTPase activity; negative regulation of septation initiation signaling. The transcript has 3 exons. Gene Ontology annotation, molecular function: GTPase activator activity. Bases 65 to 1069 code for a protein of 334 amino acids. NCBI's taxonomy places the organism in Eukaryota, Fungi, Ascomycota, Dothideomycetes, Pleosporales. The record is from RefSeq and is a predicted model, not a curated record.
ACGUCAAGCUGUAAAUCAAACCUGGAAAUUCUACCAUUGCGCGGCGCAACCCUUCCGAUACACCAUGACAAACCUCGACGUACUCCUCUUAAGAGGUCCUUUAGCUAGCGGCAACGUUGAAGAUGGUAUGAACGACCUGCGCCAUACAAUCCUUUCCGAAGGCAUCCCUGCGAACAGCGAGGGUAUGUCAGAACUGCGCAUGUACAUCUGGCUUAUCCUACUGAACGUUCCGCCCCUCAAAACCGAUAUUUACCUCGAUCUCGUCCAACAAGGCGCCUCACCAGCGCACACCAAAAUCCAAAACGACACCUUCCGUACCUUCCAAGGCGACCCUCUUUUCCGUCGUCGUGUCACACAGAACAGUAUAACUCGCGUCCUCAAUGCGGUGGCGUGGCGACUAAACGACGCGCAUGAGGCGCGCGUAAACGGCUGGAUGUCCCCUCCGACAUUAUCAGAGUUCGGCGGCAGCCCUGACACAUCGCUGCUGUCCCGACAUUCUUUCACAACGGGAGCGCGCACAGAUGCGUCGACCACCAAUGACGCGGAGCAGAUCGGCUACGUACAGGGCAUGAACGUGCUAUGCGGCCCGUUUCUAUACGCCGCUCGGAGUGAGAUCGAAGCUUUCGCUGGAUUCGAAAGAUUGAUCACGGUUGAGUGCCCUGGAUAUGUCAGAGGGUCGAUGGAUGGCGUGCAUAAGGGUCUCGCGUUGGUCGACAGGGUGUUGGAGGUGGUCGACCCGAAGCUGUACUCCCACCUCAUGAACAACCACAUGGAAGCCAGGAUAUACGCCUUUGCUUCCGUACUUACCAUGUGCGCAUGCACACCACCUCUACCUGAAGUCCUCCAACUCUGGGACUUCCUCUUCGCUUAUGGUCCUCACCUCAAUAUUCUCUGCAUCGUUGCCCAACUGAUUUUGAUCCGAGAUCAAAUCCUAGACAGCCCAAGUCCAAAUCAGAUCCUCCGCAAUCUCCCGAGUCUGCACGCAAAGCAGAUCAUCCAAGUAGCGAUGACUUUUGUUGCCAAGAUACCCGAAGCCAUGUACGAAGAAAUCAUCAACCACGCGAAAUGAGGCCUGGAGCCUUCAAUUAAUGAUUAAUGAUCUGGAUGAUUUCUUGCAAAAAGUCUUUUUUUCGUCGUUGGCGUUGGAGUAACUAUAUUACUGUAUGAAUAUACCUUUUCGAUUUUGAUCUUGACGCGGCAACAUGCUCCAGUGUGACCUUCAGAUAUG